Ceratosolen solmsi marchali is the source of this 889-nucleotide messenger RNA. RefSeq names its product aquaporin AQPAe.a. Lineage: Eukaryota; Metazoa; Arthropoda; Insecta; Hymenoptera; Agaonidae. The record is from RefSeq and is a predicted model, not a curated record. The transcript is spliced from 4 exons. Gene Ontology annotation, biological process: transmembrane transport. Gene Ontology annotation, molecular function: channel activity. Bases 9 to 800 code for a protein of 263 amino acids. Gene Ontology annotation, cellular component: plasma membrane.
UAAAAAAAAUGUUUCAUGGAAAUUUUUCGACCAAAGAUAUAUUUACGAAUGCUGUUGCUGAGUUCUUAGGGACUGCUAUGUUGAUUUUUUUAGGAUGCGUAGGAUGCCUUGGUAGUUUAACUGUGCAACCUAGUCAUCUUCAAAUAACAUUGAACUUUGGUCUAACAGUUUUAAUAAUUAUUCAGUGUUUUGGCCACAUCAGUAAUGCACAUAUUAAUCCAGCAAUAACAGUUGGUGCUGUAAUACUUGGAAAAAAAACUGUUUACGAAGCAUUCCUUUAUUUCAUUGCACAAAUAUUUGGAACUAUAGUUGGAUUUGGCUUACUCAAGAUUAUUACACCUAUAGGAUUUUUGAAAGCAAGUGUAAACUCCUCAUUAAAUGAAUUUUGCAUUACGGAUCUUCAUCCACAUGUAUCAUUAAUGCAGGGACUUUUGAUAGAAGGUAUCGCUACUGCUAUUCUUAUGUUCAUCGCUUGUUCUAUUUGGGAUGUUCGAAAUUGUCAGGACACUGACGCGGUUUCUAUAAAAUUUGGCUUAAGUGUUACGGCCUUAGCUACUUCAUUUGGACCUUACACUGGCUGUAGUAUGAAUCCUGUGAGAUCGUUAGGCCCUGCAAUAUGGAAUAAUUAUUGGCGUCAUCAUUGGAUUUACUGGUUAGGACCAUUAGGAGGUGCAUUGUUUGCUUCAUUAAUUUAUAAGACAAUUUUCUCUAUCAAUGAUCAAGACAAUAGAGAAAUAAAUAUUGCAGAAAAUACAGCUCUUAAUUGCAUUAACUUACAGAAGUCAUCCCAGACUAUAUAGAGUUUAAUUGCUUUUGAAGGAUGACUACAAUUUUAUACAUUAUUGAAUCAAGCAAUUAGAUAAAAAAUCGACUAGGAGUUCGAUUGUAA